Molecule: messenger RNA, 2427 nt
Organism: Linepithema humile (Argentine ant)
Lineage: Eukaryota; Metazoa; Arthropoda; Insecta; Hymenoptera; Formicidae
Gene: Tsf1
Product: Transferrin 1
Biological process (GO): iron ion transport
Cellular component (GO): early endosome; plasma membrane; recycling endosome
Source: RefSeq, a predicted model, not a curated record
UUGCUACUCCGCACUUGACAAGUUGUCGCCGACUAUUUGUCUGGAUUUUCAUCUGACUCUGCUGCGCUUCUCCGUACUUUUCACUCGAUUUUUUUUUGGGAGAAAAUCGCGCGGUACUGUAACCCGCGUAGUGCCAUAGUCAAGAUGCUGCACAAAUUCACGGUGUUCGCGGUUUUCGCGGUGGCGGCUGUGUCCGCCACAAGCCCGCCACGAGUGUUCACGAUGUGUAUCCCGGAGAUAUACUCAAAAGAAUGCGCAAAGAUGAUUGAGGACUCCGCCAGCAAAGGCUUCCCUAUAUCGUGCAUUUCCGGACGUGAUCGAUACGACUGUAUCGAAAGAGUCGGCCGGAAGGAAGCGGACAUCGUUGCCGUGGAUCCGGAAGACAUGUAUCUCGCAGCGAAGAAUAAGCUUGCUGAAACGGCCGGAUACAAUGUCAUUGAACAGGUGAGGACGAAGGAGGAACCCGAGGCGAUUUAUCGUUAUGAAGCAGUAGCCGUGAUACACAAGGACCUGGACAUUAACAACGUUCAAGGCCUGAGAGGUCUUAAGUCCUGUCACACCGGUGUGGGUCGUAAUGUCGGUUACAAAAUUCCUAUCACAAAGCUCACCGCGAUGGGAGUGCUUACUGAUAUCAACAAUCCGGAAUAUUCCGCUCGCGAGAAUGAGCUUCGCGCUUUAAGCACGCUGUUCGACAAAGGCUGCCUGGUUGGCAGGUGGUCACCCGAUCCCGACAUUAAUCAAAGACUCAAGGAGACAUACAGCAACAUGUGCGCUCUCUGCGAAAAACCAGACGUGUGCGAUUACCCAGACAUAUAUUCCGGAUACGAAGGCGCAUUGCGCUGUUUGGCACAUAACGGCGGUGAUGUCGCCUGGACGAAGGUCAUCUACGUGAAGCGUUUCUUCGGUCUGCCAGUCGGCGUCACCCCGGCAGUGCCGACAUCCGAAAAUCCGGCCAAUUUCCGAUACUUCUGUCCAGACGGUAGCAAAGUGCCUAUCGAUGCUGAUACGAAACCAUGCACAUGGGCGGCCCGACCGUGGCAAGGAUACAUGACCAACGGAGACGACCGUAACAAUGCGGAAGCUAUCCAAAGAGAAUUGACGCAGUUAGGUCAACUCGGCGAGAACGAGAAGGCAAAUUGGUGGAAAGACAUUAUGCUGCUCGAUGAAAAAACCUUGGCUGUCGCCGCACCGCCAGUAUCGCCGGAUGAACACUUAAAGAUUGCGAAAUACAUGGACGUGAUCGAGAGAAACUCCGGAGCACCAGAGAGAGACGCCCGCGCGUGUGUUUGGGAUGAGAAGGCGCUGAGCAAGUGUCGCAAUCUCGCUAGAGCCGCGUUCUCCAGAGACGCCAGACCCAGAUUUGAUUGCAUACUGGAAAAGGACGAAGCUGCCUGCUUGCAAGCUAUUAGGGAUAACGGAGCUGACAUGGCAGUGAUUGACGGCGGAUCAGUAAAACUCGCAAUCGAUAAUUACAAUGCAAAGCCGAUCAUUGCUGAAACUUAUGGCAAGGGAUCGACGAAAUUCAGCGAGCGACCUGCAGUCGCUGUUAUCAAAAGAGGUUCUCCCAUAAAUAACUUAGCUGAUCUCAGAGGCAAGAAGUCUUGUCAUAGCGGUUACGAGGGUGACUUCGCGGGCUACUCCGCACCGGCUCAUAUCCUGAAACAGAAAGGACUUAUUAAUGAACCGAACGAAAUGGAUGCUUUCUUCGCUGAAUCCUGUGCACCUGGCGCACCUCACAACUCGAAAUCCUGUCAACUUUGCGUCGGCAAUAUCAAGGCCGAUGAACGAACGAAAGAAGCCACGAAAUGCAGACCGUCGAAUGCUGAACAUUACAACGGCGGAAAAGGAGCACUUAGAUGUUUGAAAGAUGGUAAAGGAGACGUUGCAUUCGUACCUUUGACGGCUUUGCAGCAGCUCGAUGACAAGGACGAUGCAGGCAAAAGCGACGAAUACAUGUUGCUCUGCCCGAAUGAUAGUCAAGCAGCUAUCGAUGCGUGGGAGAAUUGCAAUUUAGGAUUAGAGCCGCCGAGAAUAAUCGUCAGCUCGGCCGGAAAAUCGCCGAACGCCCUGGAAGAGUUGAAACAUGGUGUUUUGUCCGCAACUUCUUUAUAUUCCAAGCGGCCGGAACUUCUGCGUCUCUUCGGCGCUUGGGAUGACAAACGUAACGUAUUAUUCAAGGACGACGUGAAAGAAUUGAUAUCCAUCGACAAUACAUGGGACAAAUGGAAUGCCUGGGCAAAUAUUCAACAGAAUAACGGCAAUUAAAACUUGAUACUCAACAAUUUAAAACUAUCUGAUCGUCCUUAAUGGAUGUCUACAUGUGAUAUUGCUGCUAUUAUCAGCGCUAAGAAAUUAUUGCUGUUAGAUCAUAUAUCAAUAAUCCGCAAGAGAACUGUUAGAGAAAUAAACUGCUAUCACUCUCGAUAA